This is a messenger RNA of Spinacia oleracea (spinach), 12197 nucleotides long. Its product is annotated as E3 ubiquitin-protein ligase UPL1. Lineage: Eukaryota; Viridiplantae; Streptophyta; Magnoliopsida; Caryophyllales; Amaranthaceae. The transcript is spliced from 16 exons. Gene Ontology annotation, cellular component: cytoplasm. Gene Ontology annotation, biological process: ubiquitin-dependent protein catabolic process; protein polyubiquitination. The record is from RefSeq and is a predicted model, not a curated record. The coding region runs from base 362 to 11701 and encodes 3779 amino acids. Gene Ontology annotation, molecular function: protein binding; ubiquitin protein ligase activity.
GGAAUCCUAAUUUUCUCUCUCUAAACUCUCAAUUUUGCGAUCUCAUCUUUUCCCGAAAACCUUACCCGAAAACCCUAGACCUUAUGAUCGCAAUAUCAUCAAUUCAUAAAACAAAAUCAAAUUAUCUCAUCUCUUUCCUAAAACAUUGAUGAUUUCAGAUUAACUUCUCAAUUCAUAUGAUCUGAUAUCUUUUCUGCUAAUUUUUAUAAUUCGUACACAAUCCACAACAGUUGGAAUUGGAAUUUUAAUUGAAUUUGAAAACUUCAAUUCAGUCUUUGAUUAGGGUUUCAGUUUCUGGAAAACGUUUCAUCAGUUCUUACAAUUAGGUUUGGUAAAUGGUUAACUCGAAGUUCAAUUCAAUAUGAAGCUCAAGAGGAGGAGGGCUUCUGAAGUGCCUCCAAAGAUCAGGUUGUUCAUUAAUAGUGUUACGUCGACUCCCCUUGAGAAUAUACAGGAGCCCCUUAAAAGUUUUGUAUGGGACUUUGACAAGGGGGAUUUCCACCACUGGGUGGAUCUUUUUAAUCAUUUUGACUCGUAUUUUGAGAAGCACAUAAAACCUAGGAAAGAUUUACGCCUUGAGGAUGAUUUUUUGGACUGUGAUCCUCCAUUCCCAAGAGAAGCUGUUCUUCAGAUACUCUGUGUUAUGAGGAUCAUUUUGGAGAAUUGCACAAACAAGCAUUUUUUGAGUUGUUAUGAGCAUCUAUCAUCUUUGAUGGCUUCUGCUGAUGCCGAUGUUGUUGAAGCUAGCCUGCAGACUCUGGCUACGUUUUUGAAAAAGACAGUAGGGAAGUAUUCAAUUAGAGAUGCUUCUCUGACUUCUAGGUUGCUUGCUUUUGCUCAAGGCUGGGGUUGUAAGGAAGAAGGACUUGGGCUAACUGCAUGUGCGUUGGAAAAUGGAUGUGAUACUGUUGCAUAUGAGUUAGGGCGUACCCUUCAUUUUGAAUUCUAUAGAGUGAACGUAUCAUCUACAGAAGCUGCAGGAGGGCUUCAAACUAUUCAUCUGUCCGAUGUUCAUUAUCGCAAAGAAAGUGAUCUUGAGCUUUUGAACAUGCUUGUCAAAGAAUAUGGAGUUCCUCCCAACUUAAGAUUUUCUUUGUUUAGUAGACUGCGGUUUGCAAGGGCCUUUGGGUCUUUAGCUUCACGUCAGCAGUAUACAUGCAUUCGGUUGUAUGCUUUUAUGGUUCUCGUUCAAGCAAGCAGUGAUGCUGAUGAUUUGGUAUCCUUCUUUAACACUGAACCUGAAUUCACCAAUGAGUUGGUCUCAUUAUUAAGUUUUGAGGAUUCAAUUCCAGAGAAAAUCCGAAUAUUGAGUCUGCGUGCUUUAGUUGCUCUUUCUCAAGAUAGGUCCCGCCAGCUCCCUGCCGUUCUUGCUUCCGUGACCUCUGGUGGACAGCGUGGAAUUCUUUCCAGUCUCAUGCAGAAGGCAAUUGACUCAGUCUCCAAUGGUUCUUCGAAGUGGUCUGUUGUUUUUGCGGAGGCUCUCUUGUCACUUGUCACUGCUUUAAUCUCCUCUCCAUCUGGUUGUUCUGCAAUGCGUGAAGCUGGAUUUAUACCAACUCUUUUGCCUCUUCUUAAGGAUACAAAUCCUCAACACCUGCAUUUAGUUGGUACUGCUGUGCAUGUUCUUGAGGGUUUCAUGGAUUAUAGUAAUCCAGCUGCAGCAUUGUUUAGAGACUUGGGGGGCUUAGAUGAAACUAUUAAUCGCCUAAAGGUGGAGGUAUCUGCUAUAGAGGAUGGUUUGCAGCAACCAUAUUCUGACUAUAGCAGGACGGGUACUGAGGUUACCUUGGGUGCAUCAGCUGUCCUAGAUGACAUUCAACCCCUUUAUUCAGAGUCCUUGCUUGCUUAUCAUAGACGUCUGCUACUAAAAGCUUUGCUUCGUGCUAUUAAUCUCGGAACUUAUGCUCCUGGGAGCACUGGUCGUAUAUAUGGUUCUGAGGAGAGCCUGUUACCCCAAUGCUUGUGCAUUAUAUUUCGAAGAGCAAAGGAUUUUGGUGGUGGGGUGUUCUCACUUGCUGCCACUGUUAUGAGUGAUCUUAUUCAGAAGGAUCCUACAUGCUUUGCUGCUUUAGAUGCUGCUGGUCUACCAUCUGCCUUCAUGGAUGCUAUAAUGGAUGGUGUACUUAGCUCUGCAGAUGUCCUAACAUGUUUACCUCAGUCCCUUAAUGCCUUAUGCCUUAACAACAAUGGUCUUCAGGCUGUGAAAGAUCGUAAUGCGUUGAGUUGUUUUGUAAAAAUAUUUACUUCAAAAGCAUAUUUACGUGCCUUAGCUGGGGAUGCUCCUGGGGCCUUGUCUAGUGGACUCGAUGAACUUAUGCGUCAUGCUUCCACAUUGCGUGGUCCUGGGGUUGAUAUGCUGAUUGAGAUUUUGAAUACAAUUUUAAAACUUGGGUCUGUGGAUGAAGUUGAUUCUUCGCCAUCAGUUGAUUCUAUACCCUGCCCAGCUCCUGUUCCAAUGGAGACUGAUUCAGAUAUUAGGAGCUUAUCUACACUUGAUGAGAAGGAAUUACCGACAGGAAGUACUGACCCAAUUGAUCUGUCAUCUGAUGCUACCUUAGGAAAUGUGGAGUCAUAUCUUCCAGAUUAUGUUAGCAAUGCUUGUCGACUUCUUGAGACUAUUCUUCAGAAUUCUGAAGCAUGUCGCCUAUUUGUUGAGAAGAGAGGGAUUGAAGCUGUAUUGCAGAUGUUUUCAUUGCCGUUAUUGCCUGUUUCAGUUUCAGUUGGUCAGAGUGUUUCCGUUGCUUUUAAAAACUUUUCAGCACAGUAUUCCGCUUCUCUGGCAAAGACUGUGUGUUCGUUCCUGAAGGAGCAUUUGAAUAUAACAAUUGAAGUACUGAACUCAAUUGAAGGAACUCCUCUCGUUAAUCUGGAACCUGCAAAACAGACCAAAGUCAUGAGAUGUCUUACAAUUUUGGAAGGCAUCUUAUCCUUUUCCAUUUCCAUGUUAAAAGGUACUACGACAGUUGUAUCAGAGCUGGGCGCUGGAGAUGCUGAUGUGUUGAAAGAUAUUGGCAGGGUGUAUAGGGAAGUGCUCUGGCAGAUCUCUUUGUCCUGCGAUACUAAGGUUGAACCGAAACAAAGUGUUGAAGUAGAAACCGAAAAUGCUGAUGCAGCUUCGUCCACUGCAACUGGGAGAGAAAGUGACGAUGACACAGGCAUUCCAAUUGUCAGAUAUAUGAACCCUGUUAGUAUAAGGAGUGGUUCUCAAUCUCAAUGGGCCAGAGAGCGCGAUUUUCUGUCGGUUAUUCGUUCAGGUGAGGGAUUAAGUCGUCGUAAUCGACAUGGAUUGACACGUAUAAGAGGUGGGAGGACUGGCCGCCAUCUAGAUUCUUUUAACACGGAUUCAGAAGUUCCAGCAAAUGUGCUUGAGCCUUCCUCCUCACUGGAACACAAAAAGAAAAGCCCAGAUAUUCUUGCAUCCGACAUCCUUGCUAAGCUUUCUGGUACCAUGCGCUCAUUCUACACUGCACUCUUAAAGGGCCUAAGUUCACCAAAUCGCCGCAGAGCUGAGUCAGGGUUGAUGAGUUCUGUUGCAAAGAAUAUUGGGACCGUUCUUUCCAAAAAUUUUCUGGAGGCCCUUAAUUUCUCUGGGUAUUCUAAUCCGGCAGGGCUUGAUAUGUCAUUGUCAGUAAAAUGUCGUUAUCUUGGAAAAGUUGUACAUGAUAUGGCAGCUCUUACAUUUGACAGCAGGCGUCGGAUUUGUUACACAGCGAUGGUGAAUAAUUUCUAUGUUAGUGGUGCCUUUAAGGAACUCCUGACCACUUUUGAAGCCACCAGUCAAUUAUUAUGGUCACUACCUCCCUCAAUUCCUAUGUCUGGUAUCGACUCAGGGAAGGCCAGUGAAGGAAGCAAAUUGGAGCAUAACUCUUGGUUGCUUGAUACGUUGCAGUGUUAUUGUCGCCUGCUGGAGUACUUUGUGAAUUCUUCUCUACUUCUCUCUCCAACUUCUCCAUCCCAGGCUCAGCUGCUUGUUCAGCCUGUUGCCGUUGGCCUGUCAAUAGGAUUGUUUCCUGUUCCAAGAGAUCCAGAAGCAUUUGUCCGCAUGCUCCAGUCUCAGGUUCUUGAUGUGAUACUUCCUGUGUGGAACCACCCCAUGUUUCCUCAUUGCAGUGCUGCUUUUACUACUUCUGUUCUUUCACUUGUUUCACACAUAUAUUCUGGGGUUGGAGAAACAAAACGUAAUCGCAGCGGUGUGACGGGGAGUUCAAGUCAGCGUGUAGCUCCGCCACCCGAUGAAGCUACUAUCUCUACCAUUGUUGAGAUGGGGUUCUCAAGGGCAAGAGCCGAGGAGGCUCUGAGACGAGUGGAGAGUAAUAGUGUGGAGAUGGCCAUGGAUUGGUUGUGCACCCAUGCUGAAGAUCCUGUGCAUGAGGAUGAUGAACUGGCACAGGCUCUUGCAUUGUCAUUAGGGAGUUCAACAGAAACGUCUAAGGCUGAUAACAAUGACAAGUCAGUUGAUACCCUGGCCGAGGAGGGACAGAUGAAGGCCCCACCUGUUGAUGAUAUACUUGGAGCAUCAAUGAAGUUGUUUCAAAGUGGAGACUCUUUGGCGUUUCCCUUGACUGAUUUGCUUGCAACACUUUGCAAUCGAAACAAGGGUGAAGACCGUCUUAAAGUUGCAUCUUAUCUAAUACAACAGCUGAAGCUUUGUUCUUCUGAUUUGUCAAAUGAUGCUAGUGCUGUGUCGUCUAUAUCACACAUUUUAGCAUUGCUUCUAUCUGAAGAUACAGAUGCUAGGGAAAUUGCUGCUCAGAAUGGUAUUGUCCCAGUUGCUAUUGACAUCUUGAAGAAUUUAAGGGGCAAUCAGCUUGGAAAGGAUGUUUUGACCACAAAAAGCACUAGUGCUUUGCUGCUUAUAUUGGAUAAUUUGUUGCAAUCAAAACCCAAAAUUUCCUCUGCUCAUGCAGGGGUAGCUUCAGCUGAUGCACUUCCUGAUUCAGCUGGAGAGCAUGUCUCGGUAGCAGCUUCAGUACCUGACAUUGAGAAAAAGGUUAUAUCAGAUGCUUGUGAGGAGUCUUUCUUUGCUUUUGAGAAAAUAUUUGGAAAGUCGACUGGUUAUCUUUCGAUGGAAGAGUGUCAUGCUGUACUUGAGAUUGCAUGUGAUAUGCUAAAACAGCAGGUUCCGGCAGUAAUCAUGCAGGCAGUGUUACAACUUUGCGCUCGCUUAACUAAAACACAUGCGUUGGCCUUGCAAUAUCUUGAAAAUGGAGGCAUGGCUGCUCUGUUCGAUCUGCCGAGAAGUUGUUUCUUUGCUGGUUAUGACACUCUGGCAUCUGCAAUUAUCAGGCAUUUGCUUGAAGAUCCUCAAACUCUGCAAACUGCCAUGGAAUUGGAGAUUCGGCAAACACUGAUUGGAGGUCGUCAUUCUGGACGUGUUCCUACUCGAAUAUUUUUGACAUCAAUGGUACCUGUCAUCUCUAGAGAUCCUGUAAUAUUUACAAAGGCUGCUGCAGCAGUUUGUCAAUUAGAGUCAUCUGCUGGGAGAACUGUUGUUGUUUUUUCAAAGGAAAAAGAGAAGGAAAAGGACAGAUUUAAAGUAACUGGUGCUGAGGCUGCAUUACCUUCCAGUGAGCCUGUUCGAAUACCUGAAAUGAAGGUCCAGGAUGGGCCAGGAAAAGGUUCAAAAGGUCACAAAAAGAUCCCUGCUAAUCUUGCUCAAGUAAUAGAUCAGCUUCUUGAGAUAAUUUUGCAAUUCCCUUGUUCAAACAGCCAGGAAGAUUGUUCAAGCUACCAAGCAGCCAUGGAGGUAGAUGAACCUAUUACAAAUGUGAAAGGUAAAUCAAAGAUUGAUGAGGUCGCUAAGGGGGAUUCCGUUGUCCUACCUGAAAGAUCAGCAGCUCUUGCUAAGGUUAUUUUUGUCUUGAAAUUGUUGAGCGACAUUCUUCUGAUGUAUGUUCAUGCAAUAAGUGUUGUAUUAAGACGGGAUUCAGAAAUUUGUCAGCUGCGGGUUUCUUCUCAGCUUGAUUCUCCUGGACAGGGUGGCGUGGUACACCAUGUGUUACACAAGCUUCUUCCUCUCUCUUCUGAUAAGUCUAGUAAACCUGGUGAUUUAAGGGAGAAAUUAUCUGAAAAGGCUUCAUGGUUUCUGGUAGUCUUGUGUGGACGUUCUAGUGAAGGGCGCAGACGAGUCAUUAGUGAGCUCGUUAAGGCCUUGUUGUUGUACUCUAACUUGGGUAGCAACUCUCUUCAAAGCAGUUUGUUGCCAGAUAGAAAAGUUCUAGCAUUUGUGGAGUUGGUCUAUUCUGUCUUGUCCAAAAAUACUUCCUCAAGUAGCUUAUCUGUCUCUGGCUAUUCGCCUGACAUUGCACGAGGCAUGAUAGAUGGAGGAGUUGUGCCGUGUUUGUCCAGUAUUCUUCAGGCUAUUGAUUUGGACCAUCCAGAUGCUUCUAAAGUUGCAAAUUUCAUUCUGAAGGCUUUGGAAAGCUUAACUCGGGCCGCUAAUGCAAGUGAGCAACCACAUAAAUCUGAUGUCCAGAACAAAAAGAAGUCUAAUGGUUCUCAAGGGAGAUCUGAUGAUCAGACGACUAAUGCAUCAGCCAACGUCAACACUCAGCAUAAUGAAAACCAAAGCAGUGAGCAGGAAGCCAGGGAUGCACAGGUUGAUGGACCCAACCCUCAUGAAGGUGCUGGGUGUACAGAAAAUAAUCAUGGUACUGACGUGGCUAGGUCAGAUAAUCAAGAUAUGAGGGCUGAGGGGGAAGGGAUGCAAGUAACAGAUGCAGCUGUGGAGCUUGCAAUGGAGUUUACAGGUGAUGAGAUGGAAGAAGGUGAUCUAAUGCACGAUGGUAACCGAAUUGGUAUGGAAUUCCAUAUUGAACAUCGAGCUGAUGACGGUGCUGGUGACGAAGAUGAUGACAUGGGGGGUGAAGGUGAGGAGGAAGAUGAGGAGGAGGAUGAUGGUGAGGACGAAGAUGAGGAUAUUGCUGAAGAUGGAACUGCUCUAAUGUCUCUUGCAGAUACUGAUGUGGAUGAUCAUGAUGAUGCAGGAUUUGGAGAUGAGUACCAUGAUGAAAUGAUUGAUGAUGAGGAGGAUGAUUAUCAUGAAAACCGGGUCAUAGAGGUAAGGUGGAGGGAGGCCUUGGAUGGAUUUCAUCAUCUGCAGGUUGCCCAGUCUGGAAGUGGUCUCAUUGAUGUUCCUUCAGAACCCUUUGAAGGUGUGAAUGUUGAUGACCUUUUUGGGCUAAGAAGAACCUUAGGUUUUGAGAGACGUCGACAGACAACUAGGUCUUUUGAUCGAAAUAAUACAGAUGGGGGUCUCCAGCAUCCUCUGCUCUCGAGGCCACCUCAAUCAGGCGACGCUUCAUUAUGGUCAUCAGGUGGCAAUGUAUCUAGGGAUUCAGAAUCUUCAUCAGGAGCAGGAACUGAUGUUUCUCAAUUUUACAUGUUUGAUACUCCUCCUUUCCUUUAUGAUUUUGGACCAGCUAGCCUAUUUGGUGACCGUUCAGGCGGAACAGCACCUCCACCAUUGACUGAUUACUCAGUUGGUAUGGACUCAUCACAAUUAGCCGGGCGAAGGGGACCAGGUGAUGGUCGAUGGGCUGAUGAUGGUCAGCCGCAAGCUGGCAAUCAAGCAUCUGCCAUCGCCCAGGCCGUGGAAGAAGUUUUUGUUUCUGUUUUACGUGGUGCUUCUUCGACCGAGACUCCAGUUGGAAUGCAGUCCCAGAAUACGAGUCAGCCCGAACAACAGCUUGGUGCUGGGGAAAAGAGUGAUUCUCAUGUAGAAAUGGAGGGAGAUCCCUCACACGGGGUCCAUGGACAUAGUGAGGUACAAAUUGAAAAUAGUGAAAGUGAACCUCUGCAAACAAAUCAACAGGACAUUGUUUCAGUUCAAGGUAACAUCAAUUCACAGGCUGUGGCAGAGGAAGGAGCAGCCCAUGAAAGUGAAAUCUUAUCUAGUAACCCAGCACUUCAUAGCAUGGAAUUUGAGAAUGAAAAUGAUCCUUCUAAUGAUUUGACGAGGACAGAUCUACAGCCUUCCCUGUCAGUAGACCCUGUACAGCACGGAGCAGAUUUAGGAGAGCUAGAUAAUCUACGUGAUGAUCAAAUGCAGGUUGGUCUGACAGAUGUAUCUUCCGGAACUGGCCAAAUUAAUAAUGAUGUGAACAAUCCUGAACAAGCGAUGUUUGAUCAAGUCGAGCACCCUUCAGUCGGGGCUAGCCCUGAUACUGAGAUGAAUGGGGCAGGUGAUGAGCCAGUCCAAACCAAUCAGCUCCUCCCUGCUUCUGAGAUUAAUGAGAUUAAUGGGGAAGAUGAUGAGCCAGUUCAAACCAAUCAGCUCCCACUUGCUUCUGGGAGUAGUGAGCCAGUAUCUAUUCAGAAUGUUUUGGGGAAUGUUUCAAUGGAAUCUGACCAUGUAGGAGCUAAUGUUGAGCCCGCUGGCACAAAUGCAAUUGAUCCAACCUUCUUGGAGGCUCUCCCAGAAGACUUACGAGCUGAAGUAUUAGCUUCUCAGCAAUCGCAGUCAGCUCAACCCCCUACAUAUACUCCACCUUCAGUAGAAGACAUUGAUCCCGAGUUUCUUGCUGCACUGCCUCCUGAUAUCCAAGCUGAAGUUUUGGCCCAGCAACGAGUACAGAGGCUGGCUCAGCAGAGUGAAGGACAACCAGUUGACAUGGAUAAUGCUUCUAUAAUUGCCACUCUUCCAGCUGAUUUGCGUGAGGAGGUACUCUUGACAUCAUCUGAAGCAGUUUUAUCAGCUUUGCCUUCUCCGUUACUCGCAGAAGCGCAGAUGCUUAGGGAUAGAGCAAUGAGUCAUUAUCAGGCUCGCAGUCAUUUUGGAAGCAGCCAUAGACUAACUCAACGCAGGAAUGGUCUGGGCUUUGAUCGACAGUCUGUCAUGGACCGGGGUGUUGGAGUAACCAUUGGACGAAGAACAGGUGCUGCCCUUUUAGAUGUCCUGAAAGUGAAAGAAGUUGAAGGUGAGCCCCUUCUGGAUGGAAAUGCGCUAAAGGCAUUGAUAAGGCUCUUACGCUUGGCACAGCCUCUUGGCAAAGGGCUUUUGCAGAGACUUUUGUUAAAUCUGUGUGCUCAUAGUGUCACCAGAGCAACUUUAGUUCGUCUUUUGCUCGAGAUGAUCAAGCCUGAGGCUGAAGGUACAGCUGGAAGUCUUUCAGCCAUCAAUCCCCAGAGGCUCUAUGGUUGCCCCUCAAAUGUGGUCUAUGGUCAUUCCCAGUUGUUAGAGGGUCUUCCACCCUUGGUUUUGCGUCGUGUUCUUGAGAUUUUAAAUUAUUUGGCCACCAAUCAUUCUGCUGUUGCAAACACAUUGUUCUACUUUGAGCCAUCACUUUUGCCCGAAUCUUUCCAGAAGUAUGCAGUAAACAAAAAGGGAAAGGGCAAAGAAAAAGUAGGGGAAGGUGGAGUGCCUCCAAACUCUGAUCAGGAAUACAAGGAAGGGGGUACUCCUUUAAUAUUGUUGUUGAAGCUUUUGAAUCGCCCUCUUUUCCGUCGUAGCAUUGCUCAUGUUGAGCAGGUUAUGGGUCUGCUUCAAGUGGUGGUCUAUACUGCAGCGUCAAGAUUAGAGAGCCCGUCUCUCCCUGAGCAGGUCUUAGAUGAUUCUCAGAAUCUGCCUAGUAAAGCUUCUGAUGAGGUAGAAAGAGAUGUUGCUUUGGUGGAAACAGAGACUAAUAAACAGAAUAAAGUUGAAAAUGGGGAACCCUCUAUAUCUGAUAGGAGUACAGGUCAUAAUAUCCAUGAUGUCUUCACGCAGCUGCCAAAAUCUGAUUUGCGUUAUCUCUCCCGUCUUCUUGGCUAUGAGGGGCUCUCAGACAAAGUGUACAUGCUUGCUGGUGAGGUGCUAAAGAAGUUGGCUUCAGUGAUUGCCUCUCACCGUAAGUUUUUCACGCAAGAGCUUUCAGAUCUUGCGCAAGAUUUGAGUAGUGCAGCUGUGUCUGAGCUUAUAACCCUGAAGAACACGCGAAUGAUGGGUCUCAGUUCUGGUUCUAUGUCUGGUGCUGCUAUGCUUCGAGUAUUGCAAGCACUUAGCUCACUAAUUUCCCAGAGUGUUGAUGGCACUAGUUGCAAAGAGAGUAACGAGGUGGAGGAGCAACCCAUUUUGUUGAAGUUGAAUUCUGCCCUGGAACCUUUGUGGCAGGAACUUAGCGACUGUAUUAGCACAACCGAGUCAGCGUUGGGACAAAGCACUUUAUCACCAAUCAUGGCUUCUAUGAGUGUUGGAGAUGGUGUUGGGGAUGGUGUUGCUGGAUUAUCUCUCUCAUCCCCCCCUCUUCCUCCUGGGACACAGAGACUCUUGCCAUUCAUUGAGUCUUUCUUUGUUCUGUGUGAAAAGCUGCAGUCAAGCAAUACAUUUGUUCACCAGGAUCAAACAAAUGCAACUGCUCAAGAAGUUAAAGAAUCUGCUGAUGCUUCUUCCUCAGCACCGACAAAGUGUGGUGGUGAUUCUCAGAGAAGAUUUGACAGUGCUGUCAUAUUUUCAAGGUUUGCUGACAAACACCGUCGACUUUUGAAUGCAUUUAUCAGGCAGAAUCCAGGGUUGCUGGAAAAGUCGCUAUCUAUGAUGCUGAAAGCACCUCGUCUCAUCGAUUUUGAUAACAAGAGGGCAUACUUUCGUUCUAGAAUCAGGCAACAGCAUGAGCAACACCAUGCUGGGCCACUCAGAAUAAGUGUUCGCCGGGCAUACGUUCUUGAAGACUCAUAUAAUCAGCUGCGAAUGAGAUCGAAUCAGGAUCUGAAGGGGCGAUUGAAUGUUCAGUUUCAAGGUGAAGAGGGAAUUGAUGCUGGUGGCCUAACAAGAGAGUGGUACCAGUUAUUGUCAAGGGUUAUCUUUGAUAAGGGUGCACUACUGUUCACCACCGUCGGAAAUGAUGCAACCUUCCAGCCAAACCCUAAUUCUGUUUACCAGACUGAACAUCUAUCAUACUUCAAAUUUGUUGGCCGUGUGGUUGCCAAGGCCUUAUUCGAUGGGCAACUUUUGGAUGUGUACUUCACCCGUUCCUUCUACAAGCAUAUUUUGGGCGUGAAGGUCACCUAUCACGACAUUGAGGCUGUUGAUCCAGAUUAUUAUAAGAAUUUGAAGUGGUUGCUGGAGAAUGAUGUCAGUGAUAUUCUUGACCUUACUUUUAGCAUGGAUGCAGAUGAGGAGAAACUUAUUUUGUAUGAGAAAACACAGGUCACUGAUCAUGAGCUUAAACCUGGAGGGAGAAACAUAAGGGUUACAGAAGAAACAAAGCACGAGUAUGUAGAUCUUGUUGCUGACCAUAUUUUGACAAAUGCAAUCCGCCCUCAAAUCAAUUCAUUUCUCGAAGGUUUUAAUGAACUGGUGCCUCGGGAGCUAAUUUCCAUUUUCAAUGAUAAAGAGCUUGAACUCCUUAUAAGUGGACUUCCAGAAAUUGACUUGGAUGAUUUGAAGGCCAACGCUGAAUAUACUGGCUACACAGUUGCUUCCAAUGUCAUUCAGUGGUUCUGGGAGGUUGCAAGUAGCUUCAGCAAGGAAGACAUGGCAAGGUUGCUACAAUUUGUCACUGGAACGUCAAAGGUACCGUUGGAGGGUUUUAAAGCAUUGCAAGGUAUCUCUGGUCCUCAAAGAUUUCAGAUACACAAAGCAUAUGGAGCUCCCGAGCGGCUUCCAUCUGCUCAUACAUGUUUCAAUCAAUUGGACCUUCCUGAAUAUUCUACCAAGGAACAGCUUCGAGAGAGGUUACUUCUUGCUAUUCAUGAAGCCAGUGAAGGCUUUGGCUUCGGCUGAUCCUGGUUAUUGCAUCAUACAGCCUGAAAAGAAGCACCUUCAAGUUCCCGUCAAUAAUUCUGUACAUAAUUACCAGCAAAUUGAAGGCUCGUAAUCUGAAAGGCUGACCAUUGACUUUUUUAGCUGAUGAUGGUUGGAGUUGAAUGUUCGUUGGGGCUAUCAGUCGAGAAAUUUCUUGAGUUGUAGCCUUGCCAAGCAGUGGGUUGAUCUUUGCCUCUGAUACUUGGAGGUUGGAACUUGGAAGGGCCUGAUUAUACAUAUAACUAGCCUUUUGAUUUUUAUUUUUUUUGGAAUAGCUGUUCAUAUCUGGUUUUUUGUUAACGUCUACAGUAGGCAGCUAGGCAAAUUCUUCUGACCCCGCUGGUGAUAUCAUUUAGAAAAUGGUGUAUAUGGCCAAUUGGCUAUUUUAGUUCCAAAUAAAUCAGCUCUUGAAGAAUUCUGUAUAAUAUUACUUGCCACAGCUUAAAUCUGUUUGCAGUUAAUCUUUUUGACUUAA